Molecule: messenger RNA, 933 nt
Organism: Macaca mulatta (Rhesus monkey)
Lineage: Eukaryota; Metazoa; Chordata; Mammalia; Primates; Cercopithecidae
Gene: BARX2
Product: BARX homeobox 2
Biological process (GO): regulation of DNA-templated transcription
Molecular function (GO): DNA-binding transcription factor activity, RNA polymerase II-specific; DNA binding
Source: RefSeq, marked provisional
CUCGCAGCCGCGCUCGGGCCGGCGGACGCUCGCCCCGGCUCACCAUGCACUGCCACGCCGAGCUGAGGCUGAGCUCGCCCGGCCAGCUCAAAGCAGCCAGGCGGCGCUACAAGACUUUCAUGAUCGACGAGAUCCUCUCCAAGGAGACCUGCGACUACUUUGAGAAACUUUCCCUCUACUCCGUGUGCCCGUCGCUGGUCGUGCGACCCAAGCCCCUGCAUUCCUGUACGGGCUCCCCUUCUCUGCGGGCAUAUCCGCUCCUCUCGGUGAUCACCCGCCAGCCCACCGUCAUCUCCCAGCUGGUCCCCGCCACCCCGGGAAUCGCCCAGGCACUGUCCUGCCACCCAGUCACCGAGGCGGUCUCUGCUGAGGCCCCAGGGGGCGAGGCCCUAGCCAGCAGCGAGUCAGAGACGGAACAGCCCACGCCCCGACAGAAGAAGCCCCGCCGGAGUCGCACCAUCUUCACCGAGCUGCAGCUCAUGGGCCUGGAGAAGAAAUUCCAGAAGCAGAAGUACUUGUCUACCCCGGACAGGUUGGACUUGGCCCAGUCUCUGGGACUCACUCAGCUGCAGGUGAAGACCUGGUAUCAGAAUCGCAGGAUGAAAUGGAAGAAAAUGGUUCUUAAAGGUGGACAGGAAGCACCCACAAAACCCAAAGGUCGCCCCAAGAAGAACUCCAUCCCCACAUCAGAAGAGAUUGAAGCGGAAGAGAAGAUGAACAGCCAGGCCCAGGGUCAGGAGCGACUGGAGCCCUCCCAGGGGCAGGAGGAGCUCUGUGAAGAACAGGAACCGAAAACACAUGAUGUCCCCUUAGAGAUGGCAGAGCCACCAGACCCGCCCCAGGAGUUGCCAAUACCCUCUUUGGAACCCCCACCAUUAAGCUAAAGUAAAACCCUUUUGAGAGUAGAGGGAGACUGGGGAGAAGGGAAAAGAG